Molecule: messenger RNA, 381 nt
Organism: Corticium candelabrum
Lineage: Eukaryota; Metazoa; Porifera; Homoscleromorpha; Homosclerophorida; Plakinidae
Exons: 3
Coding region: 1-381 (126 amino acids)
Molecular function (GO): calcium ion binding
Source: RefSeq, a predicted model, not a curated record
AUGCCGAGCGACAUAAGUGCAGUCGACUACAACAAGGACGGCCGAGUCAGCUACCACGAGUUUGUUGUAGCUAUGACACUCGAUGAAAACAACAGUACAUCUAGAGACGCAUUUCAUACAGGAGGCGACAACGCUGAUGGCACCAUUGACAAAAAGGACUUCGACAGGGCUGUAGGCGUGACCAUGUCGUGGUUGUUCAAACAAGGAGAUGGAGAAGAAGGAGAAGACAACGACGCAGAUGAAGACGACGACAACGACAACGACGACUUGGACAAAGACGAGAACGAUGACGACGACAACGUUGACGAUGACGACGGCGACGAUGACAUGGACAAAGAGGCAAGACAUCAAAGUGAGGAUGGUGAGAAAAAAGAAGAGUAG